This is a messenger RNA of Bipolaris oryzae ATCC 44560, 681 nucleotides long. RefSeq lists its product as uncharacterized. Lineage: Eukaryota; Fungi; Ascomycota; Dothideomycetes; Pleosporales; Pleosporaceae. The transcript has a single exon. The coding region runs from base 1 to 681 and encodes 226 amino acids. The record is from RefSeq and is a predicted model, not a curated record.
AUGGACCACACCGCCAGCAUAGUACCCUCCUACCCGGAGGCCUUCCCGCCACUCGACACCUGCACCCCCAUAACUACACAACACAACGACAUCGCAUCACCAAUCUGCGCCAUCUCCUCCCCAACAACCACAACCACAACACCAACCACACUAGACCCCCUCUUCCAAAUCCACUACGAAACCCCCCUCUACACCGAAAUCAACAUCCCCCUCCCACGCCUCCCUCCCCCGCGAAACCCCGCCCGCACCACCAAACCCAGCAGCCCGACCUCUCCCACACCAACCUCACCCACAACAGCCCAAGCCCCACCGCGCGGCCGCUCAAAAACGCUUUCCUCACUCUCUCUCUUCCGAACACGGCGUUCGUCUUCCACAUCUUCCUCUUCCUCCCAGCAACCCCUAUCCCCUUCUACAUCUCGCCCUUCCACAUCAUCCUUGGCCUCGGUGUCAGAGACGCAGCAGCAGCAGCAGAGGCCGCGCAAAGAAACCGUUAAAUCGCGCGAAGUCAAUGCGUUGAUGGACCUGAGGCAUCAGAGUAAGAAGGGGAGGAGUGGGACGAUUGAUGCGUUGGCGGUUGUACCGGCUGUGCUGGUGUUGAGUGCGGAGUUGUUUACGCCGGGGGAGAAAGGGGGAAGGAGGAAGGAUUCGGGGGUGGGGAGGUGGGAGGAUGGGAUUAGGUGA